Molecule: messenger RNA, 874 nt
Organism: Blastomyces gilchristii SLH14081
Lineage: Eukaryota; Fungi; Ascomycota; Eurotiomycetes; Onygenales; Ajellomycetaceae
Exons: 1
Coding region: 216-584 (122 amino acids)
Source: RefSeq, a predicted model, not a curated record
GGAUAAUCCUAUUGAUAUCGGAGUUGUUUUUUGGCAUACAAUGGCCAUAUCUCAGAUUAUAAUAGAAUUCAUAUUUUUCGGGUAUAAAUGGUGGAUGAAACACCCCCCCCCCCCUCCCCCGGAAAAGCUAGAUAGCUAGGCAGAGUCAUAUUUUGCAAGCACACUGAGAAACUAGGAGAAACCCUGUCGCCAUCCAGAAAUCCGAUUGGCUUGCAAUGCAAGGCGUUGAAAUAUCUGCGGCAAUGCUGAAUAAGAAUCAUGAUGUGCGAAGAUCUACAGCGACCUCCUCAGGGAACGGGUGCACUUCCAGUCAAAUGCGGGGAGCUCCAAGUAUGAUGAUCAUAUCCACCGUCAGAAAGAGCGACAAUACCAAGCCCAAUAUUUUCAUGGGCUUUGAAGGAACGUCGAAGAAUAUCAAGUUGAUGAAGGUGUUCCCGAACGUUGAAGAGAGCAUCAGCGGGCGGACUGAGAGCAAGCGAGUCCGCUCCGCUCGUCUAGCUCCUGACCUUUUUCACACUUCGAGAGCGGCUUUGAGACUCCUCACGUUCAAAGUCACUGUCGCCGAUAAAUUGGCAAUCAAGUAGUAACCCUUUCUAUCCAAUACGCCACGUUAUAGAAGCAAGGACUCCUGUGCCUCCCUACAAUAACUACUCAGUACGUUGUGGCAGGCAGUGUCUGAGCGGCAAGAAAAUCCCAGUGAAAAAUACUACCUUCACGGCAAGCCAAAACAUCAAUGAAGAACGGAAUGUGAUAGCUAUGAACGGACGGAGGAGGGGCCAAGUAAUGUACAAGUACAUGUAUGUACAAGACUCUAGCUGGGCAAUGAUAAAAAUGCGGAAAGAGAUACACAAGGUGGAGUUCGUGGGCACUUUCU